Messenger RNA from Ramularia collo-cygni, 1359 nucleotides. RefSeq names its product related to cytochrome b-c1 complex subunit 2, mitochondrial precursor. The transcript has 3 exons. The record is from RefSeq and is a predicted model, not a curated record. The coding region runs from base 1 to 1359 and encodes 452 amino acids. Gene Ontology annotation, molecular function: metal ion binding. Lineage: Eukaryota; Fungi; Ascomycota; Dothideomycetes; Mycosphaerellales; Mycosphaerellaceae. Gene Ontology annotation, cellular component: mitochondrion.
AUGCUCUCGCGCACCGCUGCCCUUCGGCAGACUAUCGCCCGCCAGGCGACGCUGCAAUCCACCCGCAACUACGCCGCUGCCUCGGGAUCCUUUGCAUACAAGACCGGCGACGCGAAUGGCAUCAAGAUCGCUAGCAGAGACCAGGCCGGCCCUGUAACGACCGUGGCUUUGGUCGCAAAGGCUGGAACGCGAUAUGAAUUCCUUCCUGGUCUGGCAGAGGGGUUGGACCGCUUCGCGUUCAAGAACACCGAGAGACGUUCAGCUCUACGGAUACAACGCGAGUCCGAGCUCCUCGGCGCUGAGCUUUACAACUACCACACCCGCGAGAACCUCGUUGUAGGAGCAAAGUUCCUCCGCGAUGACCUGCCUUAUUUCCUCGAACUCCUCGCCGAGGUAGCAACCAUGACAAAAUAUGAGACCCACGUUCUUCACGAGGAGGUCAUGCCAUUGAUGGAGCUCAACAUGAAGAAGCACCUCGGAAACCCACUGUCUUUGGCCACGGACAGCGCUCACGCACUGGCUUUCCACCGCGGCCUAGGAAUUCCAGUCACCCCAACCUCGUCUACCCCAUUCAAGAAGUACUUGGACGUCGACGCCCUUUCCGAAUACGGCGCCUCCGCAUACUCCAAGCCCAACUUUGCUGUCGUGGCCAACGGUGUCGAGGACGGUGCGCUCRACAAGUGGGUCGGGGAGUUCUUCACCGACGUCCCAGCACAGGCGGCAGCUGAGAUCAAGUCGGAGCAGGCCAAGUACUACGGUGGUGAGGAGCGCAUUGCGCACGCUGGUGGCAACGCCAUGGUUCUUGGCUUCACCGGCUCAAGCUCUUCUACUGGUUCUUUCUACAAGCCUGAACUUGCUGUUCUCGCAUCUCUUCUCGGCGGCGAGUCAAGCAUCAAGUGGUCUCCUGGUUUCUCCCUCCUGGCCAAGGCUGCUUCGGAAACGCCUUUGAUGCACAUCUCCACCAAGUCCCACAUAUACACAGAUGCCGGUCUCCUGACCAUUAGCUUGAAGGGUUCCGUCCAGGACCUUCGUGCUUCUGCACCCAAGGUUGUGGAGGCUUUGAAGUCAGCUGCGCAAGGCAUCACCGAGGAGGAGUUCAACAAGGCCAAGGCACUCGCCAAGUUCAAGGAACUCGAGUACGGUGCCAGCACUGCGGGUGGCAUUGCGCUCACCGGUGCUGGCUUGGUCCGCGAUGGCAAGGCAUACCAAAUUGAAGAGGUUGCAUCUGCGAUAGAUGGCGUUACCGUUGAGAAGGUCAAGCAGGCCGCCAAGGAGGCACUGGAGAACAGAGCCUCUGUCAGCACUGUCGGUGACCUGUAUGCGCUACCGUAUGCGGAAGAGCUCGGAUUGAAAGUUUAG